This is a messenger RNA of Fusarium musae, 573 nucleotides long. RefSeq lists its product as uncharacterized. Bases 1 to 573 code for a protein of 190 amino acids. The transcript has 2 exons. The record is from RefSeq and is a predicted model, not a curated record. Gene Ontology annotation, molecular function: protein binding. NCBI's taxonomy places the organism in Eukaryota, Fungi, Ascomycota, Sordariomycetes, Hypocreales, Nectriaceae.
AUGGAACCUGCUGGCUUGCCCUUGACACCAUCUGCCACUACGGAUGUUCUCUUUCGAAAUGAGUUUUUUAUCAUCAGGCGAUCUCUCAUCGCGGGAUGGGGCGCCUUUGCAGCCAAAGACCUCGAGGCCGGAGACAAAAUUCUCGUCGAAAGACCACUAUUCACUGCCGAUAACAACUCGCUGUACAAGGAAUUCGACAAACUGGACCAGGCAUCGCAGGACAUUGCGCUGGGCCUUCAUGCUAAUAGCCAUUGUAAAUUCCAGAGCAUCAAGGCUGUCUGGACUACAAACUGCUUCUCAACAGGUGUUUGGGAUGAAGCAGGCCUCUUCCCUAUUGCGUCCCGCUUCAAUCACAAAUGUCAUCCGAGACAGGCCGUCAAAUACCACUACAACAAGGCUGGCGAGGUACUUGAGAUGGAAGUCAAGGCAAAGAUUAUCAAAGAAGGCGAGGAGUUGACCAUCUCGUAUGGUUGCGGGCUAACUCCCGCCGAUUUAUUCUAUCGCUAUGGGUUCAGAUGUCGCUGUGGAGGAUGCUCUGGAUGGACAGAAGAGGAUGAGAGAGGAAUGUGGUGA